This is a messenger RNA of Vidua macroura (Pin-tailed whydah), 4955 nucleotides long. RefSeq names its product sulfatase 1 (gene SULF1). The record is from RefSeq and is a predicted model, not a curated record. Lineage: Eukaryota; Metazoa; Chordata; Aves; Passeriformes; Viduidae. The transcript has 18 exons. The coding region runs from base 1 to 3363 and encodes 1120 amino acids. Gene Ontology annotation, cellular component: plasma membrane; Golgi apparatus; endoplasmic reticulum. Gene Ontology annotation, molecular function: glycosaminoglycan binding; calcium ion binding; N-acetylglucosamine-6-sulfatase activity.
AUGAAGCCUUCUUGGUUUGCACUCAUGUUGGCAGUGCUCAGUACUGAAAUGCUAACAAGUGACUGUUCAACCAUCAAGUCUACAAGGUUCAGAGGACGUGUGCAGCAGGAGCGAAAAAAUAUCAGACCAAAUAUCAUCCUUGUACUCACAGAUGAUCAAGAUGUGGAGCUAGGAUCCUUGCAAGUGAUGAAUAAAACCAGGAGGAUUAUGGAGAAUGGAGGGGCGUCUUUCAUCAACGCCUUUGUAACUACGCCCAUGUGCUGCCCAUCUCGUUCCUCGAUGCUGACUGGGAAGUAUGUGCACAACCACAACAUUUACACAAACAAUGAAAACUGCUCUUCUCCUUCAUGGCAGGCUACUCAUGAGCCUCGUACCUUCGCUGUGUAUCUCAAUAACACUGGGUACAGAACAGCUUUUUUUGGGAAAUACCUCAAUGAAUACAAUGGCAGCUACAUCCCUCCUGGGUGGAGAGAGUGGGUUGGAUUAGUGAAGAACUCUCGCUUCUAUAAUUACACCAUUUCUCGCAAUGGUAACAAAGAGAAGCACGGAUUUGAUUAUGCAAAGGACUACUUCACAGACCUAAUCACUAAUGAGAGCAUUAAUUACUUCAGAAUGUCUAAGAGGAUAUAUCCCCAUAGGCCCAUAAUGAUGGUCAUCAGCCACGCUGCACCCCAUGGCCCCGAGGAUUCUGCACCACAGUUCUCAGAGCUCUACCCCAACGCUUCACAGCACAUCACUCCCAGCUAUAACUAUGCACCAAACAUGGAUAAGCACUGGAUUAUGCAAUACACGGGGCCCAUGCUGCCAAUCCACAUGGAGUUCACCAACGUCUUGCAGCGCAAAAGACUUCAGACCCUCAUGUCAGUUGACGACUCUAUGGAAAGAUUACACCAAAUGCUUGCAGAGAUGGGAGAACUGGAGAAUACCUACAUUAUUUACACUGCUGACCAUGGAUACCAUAUUGGGCAGUUCGGACUGGUGAAGGGGAAGUCAAUGCCGUAUGACUUUGAUAUUCGAGUUCCUUUCUUUAUUCGUGGUCCAAGUGUGGAGCCGGGAUCAGUUGUGCCUCAGAUAGUUCUGAAUAUUGAUCUUGCUCCAACGAUUCUGGAUAUAGCAGGCCUUGACACACCACCAGAUAUGGAUGGCAAAUCUGUCCUAAAGCUUCUGGACUUGGAGAGACCAGGAAACAGGUUUCGAACAAACAAGAAGACCAAAAUUUGGCGUGACACAUUUCUAGUGGAAAGAGGCAAAUUUCUACGCAAGAAGGAGGAACCCAACAAAAACACUCAGCAGUCUAAUCAGCUACCAAAGUACGAGAGAGUAAAAGAAUUAUGCCAACAAGCAAGAUACCAGACAGCCUGUGAACAACCAGGACAGAAGUGGCAGUGCACAGAGGAUGCUUCUGGCAAACUUCGAAUUCACAAGUGCAAGGUGUCGAGCGACAUCCUCGCCAUCAGAAAGAGAACGCGUAGCCUCCACUCCCGGGGCUACAGCGGCAAAGACAAAGACUGCAACUGUGGAGACACUGAUUACCGGAACAGCAGGACCCAAAGGAAAAAUCAAAGACAGUUCCUGAGAAACCCUAAUGUGCAAAAAUACAAACCUCGAUUUGUUCACACUCGCCAAACCCGGUCCUUGUCUGUGGAAUUUGAAGGUGAGAUAUAUGACAUAAACCUGGAAGAAGAAGAACUGCAGGUGUUGAGGACCAGAAGUAUCACCAAGCGUCACAAUGUUGGAAGUGAGGGGGAAGGAGAGGAAACUGCUCGUGCUGCUCGUGACACAAUGGUCGCUGAUGGCACUGAUGCUAUCGGUCAGCCCAGCUCUGUCAGAGUGACACACAAAUGUUUUAUUCUUCCAAAUGACACUAUUCACUGUGAGAGGGAGCUGUACCAGUCUGCCAGAGCCUGGAAGGAUCACAAGGCUUACAUUGAUAAGGAGAUCGAAGCUCUCCAAGACAAAAUUAAGAAUUUGAGGGAAGUUAGAGGACACCUAAAAAGAAGAAAACCAGAUGAAUGUGAUUGUAGUAAACAGAGCUAUUACAACAAAGAGAAGGGGGUAAAGACCCAAGACAAACUCAAGAGCCAUCUUCAUCCCUUCAAAGAAGCAGCACAGGAGGUGGAUGGCAAACUGCAGCUGUUCAAAGAGAACCGGAGAAGGAAGAAGGAGCGGAAGGGAAAAAGGCGCCAGAAGAAGGGAGAUGAGUGUAGCCUUCCCGGGCUGACAUGUUUUACCCAUGACAACAACCACUGGCAAACAGCACCAUUCUGGAACUUGGGCUCUUUCUGUGCUUGCACAAGCUCCAACAACAACACUUACUGGUGUUUGCGAACAGUUAAUGACACCCACAAUUUUCUGUUUUGUGAGUUUGCAACCGGCUUCUUGGAAUAUUUUGAUAUGAACACUGAUCCCUAUCAGCUGACCAAUACAGUUCACACAGUGGAAAGAGGCAUUUUGAAUCAAUUACACAUCCAGCUUAUGGAGCUGAGAAGUUGUCAAGGUUACAAACAGUGCAAUCCAAGGCCAAAGGGACUUGAAACAGAGGACAAUUAUGGGAUGGAUGGGAAGGCUAAGCUGCCCAUUUUCACUGGCGACAUUGACUGGCAAGGACUGGAAGACUUGUACAGUGUGAAUGAAAGUGUAUAUGAAUACAGACACAACUUUAGACUUAGUCUGGCUGACUGGACUAAUUACUUGAAGGAUGUAGAUAGAAUGUUUGCACUGCUGAACAGUUACUACCAGCAAAAUAAACCACACAAGGACAACACUGGCCAAAGCAACGGGGACAGGGACGAAUCAUCCACGCCGUUCACCUUGGUGGAAAUGACUUCUGCUGAGGAGUCCAGCGGCCUGACUGCAGAAGAGUUGCAGCUUAUUGUGCCAACAGACUUUGCAGCCCUUGCUCUGAGCACAGUGAAUUUAAGUCAGGAGAGGAAACUUGAAUUAAACAAUGAUAUUCCUGAGAAAAGUAGUUUGAACGAUGCACACUGGAGAAAGAGUCAUCCAGCUGAAAAAUGGAUGGAGGAUAAAGAAUCGGACCGUUUUGAUAUGGAUUUCAGUGGAAACGGUUUGAUAGAGUUGGAGUCCCGGCAUAACUUCAUGCUACAGCCCAUCAGCAUUCCUCAAAAAGACAUUCAUCAGGAUAGUGACACUGUGGAAGAUAUAUUUGAAGACCAAAUGUAUCUUCCCAUGAGGUCUGAUGAAUCCUUCGUUCGUCAGACUGUAAACAUAUCCAUUAGGGAUUCACCUGUCAGUACCCAGGAAGAAGGAACUUUCUUAAAAAAAGCCAAACAGAGUCUUGCAGGAGAAAGUUCACAAAUCCUAAAUGCAGAAGGCAGUGCCUCAGCUCCACUCUCCUUGGAUUAGAUCAAGUUGUAAACCAUUAAAUAAGUUCUCCUUUUUCUUAUUAGCAAACUAAUAAAGGUAAUCAAGACAACUGACAUUCCAUGUUUAUUGUAGAUACAUUUUGCAGCUAAAUUGAGCCCAGUUCAGUAUUUGUCUCUGCAUUUUUUUUUAUUCAUAUGCACAUACUUUCACUGUAAUUCUCCUCACUGGGAAGCAAGAUUUCCAGUUUUCCAUUAAAAGAAACAGUGUUGACUUUCAAAUGCAGUAGCACAUUCUCUGAAAGCUAAAAAUUAUUUCUUCCAAAAGGAUGCCCAAGUCACUUUCUCUAUUUCCAAAUGGUCCCACCAUGACUGAGUGUUUCAGUUCACCCACUAUGCCUGCAUAAUGUCUUUUUCAUCAAUUAUUUUAACCACUGGCAAUUCUUAAUGCCAUGCUUUCAAGUAAAAUGCACUUUUAAAAUCUGUAUGCCAUACCAUUUGUGCUUCUAAUACCUUACAGGUUCUUAGUUUGCUCAUUGUCUUAUGAAAUUGUAACACCAAUAAACAGACUGACCUGAAAGAGGUAAACACCAUGGAUUGUGGAAACAGACUCUUCAAAUAUUAUCUUAGGAAAAAUAUUGUAUGAUUUUGUUACUUUAUUAAAUUUAAUCUCAGAAAGGUAUGGCUAAUAAUUGUUAACUGUAGAAGGAUCUGUUUAAAUUGGAUUGUUUCCUUAUAUGUUGAUAUUGUCAGUAUUAAAAUUCCAUUAAUUUUUCUGACUUUUUUUUUUUUUUGCUGAUACUGGUAGAAAGGUUUACAUCAGUACAUAAAUGUUUUUCUUGCCCCAUCUGAUUUUUAUUAUUCUGAGCAAUAUCUUGAAAGCAUUAUUAUCAUUUUGAGUCUUAAAUCCCUUUCCUGUUUUGAAAACGCAUUAAAGGAAAUGAUAAAAUCAUGUUAGGUUUCCAUUAUUUUAGACACAAAAGGCACAUGAGAGUAAAAAAUAGUACUUCAGUAAUAAUUUUUGUUGCUGUAUUCUAAAUUUUCUCUUGAACUUUACCAAACAUUAAAUCAUAUGAAGUAUAAUACAAAAAUUACUUCAAAAAUCUGUAUUAGUCAAAAGUUAAUAUUUUCCCUUGCUUUUUAAUAAAUGUUUAAAUAAUUGUCACAACAGCAACAGAAGAGAAUUACCUCAAACAGACGUAAUUCUACAGUGUCCCACUCACGGGUAUGUUUCCUACCUGUUACAUGUUAUUUAGUGUAGUGAAUAUUUUUUGGCUAUUGCAAGCACUGCAGGUUAAACUUACAUUCAUUACAUUGUAUUUUAAGUUGAAACUUUUUACAAAGGAGAUUCUUUUAGUAGGAUUUUAAUAAUUUUAAGAAGCAGUCUUUUUGAUGGACUCUGUAAAUAUGUUAAAAUUACUAGUUCUUUAUCUGAUGUAUGUGUCAUGGGCUGAUUGAUAGAAGCAAAUAUUUAUGGUCAUGAAUGAUGCUAUUUGUACAUAGGUUUCAAGUUGCUAGGAUACAAACUGUGUUUUUAAAUCUUGUAUAAUAUUUCUGUGAUACUUUUAUAGUACAAUUCUGGCUUCGGGAAAGUCUGGAAGCAAUAUUUCUUGAAAUAAAAAGUGUUUUACUUUA